AAUCGGAAAACAGGAAGGGACCUCUUCUCCAUGCUCUAUGACACGUGCAGUAGUUUAUACUUUCUCACCGCUCGAACUGAGUUUCUGUUGGCAUGUUUGAUAGUUGGUAAUAUCCAUUCAUCAGGCUUGGAUUUAAUUAAUUAGAUAGGUUACUGUCGGUAGGCUACUUACAAGCCUCGGAAACUGCACAUACCGGAGAGACGCAUCUUCUUUUAUUUAUUGAAGGCCAAGAACAGCAUGCCAACGAGCAAACAAUGUGAUGGGAGGAGGAAGAAAAAAUCCAAAUUAAAAUCCUUUAAUUUGGAGGACAGGGAGGCCUGCAGUCUGGAAGACGACCAUGUCAGAACUGUAAAAAUAAAGAAGAGGAAGCCAUCCACUGAAACUGAGGAGACUCCAGGAUCUGCUCCUGUGCUUAAAGUGAGAAAGAUACCAUCUGAGCCAGAGAAAAAAUCGAAAGGGCCCAAAGUGGAGGAGUAUACAGAAAAGAAACGGAAGAAGAGGAAACAGAAAAAAUGUAAACCUGAGGAACCAGCACAGGAUCUGUCUGGCAGCUCAGGAGCAGAGCAGAAAGAGGAGGAUGAGGAUGCUGAAGAGGCCCUGAGCCCAGAGGAGAGACGGGCCCUGGAGAGGAAGAUGAAGAAGAUGCGGAAACAGGAGGAGAAGAGGAAACUGAAGGCAGAAGGGAAGGAUGUAGAGAAGGUUGAGGCGACCAAACCGUCAGCUGGCCAGCUGGCUCUGGACUACCUCACGUGCUGGUCAGAGAAGCGCGAAGACUGGAAGUUCCAGAAGACAAGACAGACCUGGCUCCUUCAACACAUGUUUGACAGAGAGAAGGUCCCAGACGGGAGCUUCUCUACACUGCUGCCCUACCUGGAGGGGCUGCAGGGGGUAGCGCGGGACACCACGGUGCAGAAGGCUGAAGCUCUCGUGCGCGAGCUGGAGGGAGAGGGGGCAGAGGGGCAGGAGGCCCAGCUCAGGGCACACAGGGCCAGGGAGGUCAUCCAGAUGCUGUCCUGACUCCUGAACCAGCACCAUCCUCAGUUACCACAUAAACCCACUCACUCUCAGGAACACCCAGUCACCCAGCUCAGGGCACACAUGGCCAGGGAGGUCAUCCAGAUGCUGUCCUGACUCCUGAACCAGCACCAUCCUCAGUUACCACAUAAACCCACUCACACUCAGGAACACCCAGUCACCCAGCUUGGGGGUGCACAGAGCAAGACAGGUCAUCCAGAUGCUGUCCUGAAGCAGCACUGCGAUCACUUACCAGAACAGACCCACAAUAUCCAGUCCAUCCAAUCAAGGGUAGCUUCUAAUCAUGUGUUAACAUAUAGCUAAUAGCAAUAGCUUAAUCCAAUAGCCAAUGUGGCCAUGGGGUAGCUGUCAGUGGGUUUUUAAUGUGAUGUUUUGAAGUUGAAAUUCCCCGCACUGGGAGACAUUCCUUUCAUUUCAUGCAUUGAUUUGUGUUGUAAUUUACUCGCCCUCUUUACAGCAAAGCUGUUUGUUAUAAUGAGUCAAUGAAACAUGUCAAAUAUUCCAUAUGUAUCUGUUGUUUUCCUGCCACAGAGUGCGGUUGGGUUCUCAUGAGCUACAAAUUGAAGUGAACCAGAUGCAGUGCUUUUCUGAGGGUCGACGAAACCAUAGAACUAAUGGCCAACAGAAAUGAAAUUCAGAAAAAUAAACCCAUUCUGCUUUUCAUCACUGGAGCCUGAAGCCAGUUGCGUUUGGCAGAGAUGUAAUCUGAGUAUGCGAUGCAAGUUGAACAAGCAAACAAUUCACAUAAAAAUAAACCUUUUACAUUUCUUGUUGAA
Molecule: messenger RNA, 1811 nt
Organism: Conger conger (European conger)
Lineage: Eukaryota; Metazoa; Chordata; Actinopteri; Anguilliformes; Congridae
Gene: chlsn
Exons: 6
Coding region: 238-1017 (259 amino acids)
Source: RefSeq, a predicted model, not a curated record